GGAACACUAAUAGGCUCCAUGCAGAGUAGUGUGACCAAUUGAAUCAUCCUCGCCCUGGAGCUGGAAGCUGCAGAUUGGAGAAGCAGAGAACACUGCGCUCAGACUGGCUCCUAUAACGACAGACUUCUCAGGAGUACCACUUUUUGCUCAAGACUUCACUGGAAUUUUAAACUGUGUUCUCCAAGGAACUCACAGAGCUCUCCCUUUGCCUCGGCCCCUUUUCCUGCGUGGCAGACCUAAGACCAGCUCAUAGGUGAAAAGGUCAGAGGGCCCCUAUUUUGGCUUAACUGCAGCUGUAGGAUCAUCCUCACCUUGACUUUCACUGAUUGAGACCUCCCUGCAACCAUGACAACCAAAUCCAACCAAAACAGCACUCUUCUGGGUGGCAAAGCUUCUUCCUCUCCUCUCUUGUCCUCUCCUCCUCGCCAGCGCCUGGUUACCAAAGAUGGACGCUGUGCCCUUCGUCCUCCUCUGUGCCCUUCAGGUUCAUGGUGUGGGGCGUCAGGCAGAGCCUGGGUGCUGGCCCUGCAGGAUCUAUGGGGACUGCUGGUGGGUCUGCGCUGGAGAUGGGUAGUUCUGGCCUUCUGUGCCUCCUUCCUGGCCCACUGGCUGUUGUUUGCCUGCCUGUGGUACUUGCUGGCCCAUCUCAAUGGAGACCUGGCUGUGCAGGAUCAUGAUGCGCCCCCACAGGGUCAUGUGGUCUGUGUGAAGCACAUUACAAGCUUCACUGCUGCCUUUUCUUUUUCCCUGGAGACACAGCUGACCAUCGGCUACGGCACCAUGUUCCCCAGUGGAGACUGUCCCAGUGCCAUUGCACUGCUGGCUGUGCAGAUGCUGCUGGGGCUCAUGCUGGAAGCUUUCAUCACAGGUGCAUUUGUAGCCAAGAUUGCCCGUCCCCAGAAGCGAGCAGGAGCAAUUCAGUUCAGCCCACAAGCAGUGGUUGGCCAACACCAGGGCCAGACGUGCCUCAUGCUACGAGCCACAAAUCUGCUGCAGCGACCUCUGGUAGAUGUAAAGGUGAGUGCUGUGCUCUAUGAGGAGUAUGAAGGUCAGGCUCUGCACCAGACCUCUCUGGACUUCUACUUAGAUCAUCUGGGCCAGCAGCCAUGCCCCUUCUUCAUUUUCCCACUCACCUUUUACCACCCCCUGGAUCGCCGGAGCCCUCUUUUCCCUGCCCUGUGUGAGGGCACAUCCAACCACUUUGAGUUGGUUGUCUUCCUGUCGGCUUUGCAGGAGGGAACUGGUGACUCCUGCCAGAAGAGGACCUCCUACCUGCGUCAAGAAAUCCAAUUUGAUCGCCGCUUUGUCCCCGCCUUGGGGCUUGAUCCUCAGGGGAGAUACAUGGUGAACACUCAGCACUUUGACACGGCCCACUCAAAGGAGCCCUUGAACAAGGACUGUGUGGUACAGAUCAAUGGUGAUGGCAGCGACAGGAUAGAAUAAGGAUCCGGAAGAAGAGGUUUCAUGGGGACAGACAGAAAGUUUCUGAUGUAGACAUAUUUUUGUCAGGAGGUAUUUAAUUGAUUUAGGUAAAUCUGAAUUUAUACUUUAACAUUUAAAAUUAAACUGUAUAUCAGACACGCUGCAGGCUCCCUCAGCUCCUUCUGGAGUUCUUAAUGCAUCAAGCAAGGGGAACCCAUCACUACUGCCAUUUGUACUGGUCGGAAUCUCUGACCAGUAGGAGCCUGGGAAAAGUGGGAGGGCAGAUGGUUCUAUUUUUGUUGUUCUGGCCAUAGGUUCUAUCCAGAUAACAUACUCAUCAUAAUUUGUGUUCUCAGAAUAAAGCUCACAUUACUGAAAGAUACACUCAACAGUGCAAGAUGAAAAUAAAACCCAAGUUUGAAUACAGAAAGCUGUUUACUGUUUAACUCUUUUAAAUUGAGUAAAAGUGAAUUUCCACUCCCUUAAGCUUUGUUUUCAUGUAAGAUUUUGUAACUGAAUUAUAUUUGAAAAUAUGCAGUUCUAUUGUGGUAACACAAUGUCUUUUAACUUCAGUCCUGCUUCAGUUCAAGACAGCAGUUUGUGUCUCCAUGGAUAUCAGUAUCCCAUUUAUGAUCACACUGAAGUUUCAUUAAACACAUAGAAAUGUGGUUGUCCUAUAUACAUGUCGAUAUUGGUGACUACAUGUGUGCACAUUUCAUGAUGUUUCCAAACACAAAGGUGCAGUUUUGCAAUAGUUAAUGUAACAUUCCUGUAACCAUCAAAUAUAACCAUCUAGUACUGUUGUGAUUAAAAGCAUUUCUGUUGCAUCAAAAUUGGUAGAACUGCAGUUUUGAGGUUUUACCACAAGUUCACUAUCAUUCACUCUCUAAUUUAAUGUUUUGAUAAGGAGAUAGUAAAAAUCUAAUGCUUGGCUAAGGUUUCUCAAAGCCUGGUAUUCAUUUUUUCCUCAUCUAGAUAACCCAAAGACUAAAUUUCUAUUCUUCAUUGCUCCAAAAGUGUUUUUUUCUCUGCCUCUGUUGCUUGUGAUGCAGUAUUAACAUUUUUCAUAAUGAGGAUAAAGACUUAUUCUCUUUGAUCCAAAAGUAAUGCCCAUGUGUGUAUUUGAAAAUUUUUACAACUAUUCUGACAAUAAUUUGAGAUGAUGAAAAUACAAUGAUCCCACUAGAAUUUGUAUGGAACACAGAGAUUUUUCUUUUAAUGAUUGAAUGAAAAUAGUUUUCAUGCUCUUCUCCAGACAUCAUGUCACUUUUGAGUUAUGAACCUGGAAUGCAUUCUGCCAUCACAGGUUUAAAUUUAAAAUCUGUAUAUCUGAAUGUUCAAGACUUCACACACAAGUGAAGAACAUGCAUUGCAUUCAGAUGAAACCACUGUGGUGCAAUUGUUAGUAAGAAGACAGGCAUAUCGGUUCUGUAAAGCGUCUUGAGACAAUCUGAAUUGUAAUUAGCGUUAUAUAAAUAAAAUUGCAUUGAAUUGAAUUGAAGGCUCUGGGUUUGAACAUGUUCACAUGGGAUCUUUUUGUGCGAAGCAUGCAUGUUGUCUCUAUGCCUGUCUGGGAUUUCUUUGGGUUCUCUCUAACCCUCCAGAUAAUUGGCCACUCUACAUUGCCUGUAGGUGUAAAUAUAAGCAAGAAUGGUUGCCUCUCACUCUCUCUGUGGUAGCCCUGUGAAUGACUCAGUGUCAAGUGAGAUUGGCUCCAGAUCCAGAUUCCAAGUCAAGACAACACAGAUUAUAAAGUUAAUGUGUCUGCACAGUAACGUCAGCAUGCUAACAUGUUCACAAUGACAAUGACUGAAUCCAAAUGUUCACAAUGUGGAUUUAGACUGAAUUCUCCUGGAUUUUUACCAUACAUACUGCCAUCAGAUCAAGUCUGUGUGGGCUUGUGAGGUGAUGCAGUAUGAGACUAGACUUAACAGUGAGAGAACAGAAAAGAUAAAUAAGGGAAGAUAGUUGUUGAUAUGGAGACUGCAUCUUCUCCUAUCCUUUAAUUAGCUGAACAUGUGAAGUGAAUAGAUUUGGAUUCAGACAAUGCAAACAAGACAACCGUGUUGACCAUGGUCACAAUUUUAGUGUUGUGUUAGCAUGUUAACAUAUACUAAUGAGCACUACACAGAAAAAAGUACAUAUUUCACACUUCACGGAAGGCAAUAUGAAGUGGACAAGUCUCACUACUGUAUGGCUGAAUAUAGAAUUAGUAGGCAUGGCAGUUAUAAAAGUAUUAAAAGAGUCAGUAAAUAAAGGGACAGGCUGCAGUGAUUGUAUAGUCAUCUCUGUAAAAGGACAUUCAUGUUGCUGAUCAAUAAUUUUCUGUACUGUUGUUUAAGAACUAGCAACAGAGCAGAGGGAUUUCACCGGAGUCUACCAAGAUUAGCGAGCAAUCACAAUGAGGCAUCAGAUGGUUGUAAUGUCAUUGUCACUAGAAUGAAGCUGCUACAGUUAUUCGUUGGAAGUCUUUUGCAACAAAGACAUCUCUGUCUUAAAGUAAUCUAACAUUAGACUGACCUGUAUGACAUGUGACUUGUUAGUGACUGAUAGAAUUAUACUGACUGCUGAUUAUUUUGUAUGUUGAUGCCAUUAUUUUGAAAAAUCAUUGCCUAAAUCAUUAUGCACAGCCAAAAUUUAUGUAUUACAUUCAACUGUUCCAAUAAUAAAUGUCUCUAGAAUUAGCAAAGAAAGCUAUACUAGGAGGAAUAGAAAAUGUGAGUUUGUAUUUGGAGUAUGAUCCCUUUAAAGUCUGUUGAUAUAAUGAGAAUCACUGUGUUACCUAUAUGGUUUUAAAGAAAUCAUGUAGCACCCUAAGACAUAAGUGAGGAAAUGUUCCACAAAAUGUGAUUGCGAAGAAUGAGAUCUCAGUGUAUCUCACAUGCUUCAGUGUCUUUGUACAGUGUACAUUACAUUAAAUAUUUUCUAAAC
Molecule: messenger RNA, 4353 nt
Organism: Amphiprion ocellaris (clown anemonefish)
Lineage: Eukaryota; Metazoa; Chordata; Actinopteri; Pomacentridae
Gene: kcnj13
Product: potassium inwardly rectifying channel subfamily J member 13
Exons: 3
Coding region: 346-1443 (365 amino acids)
Biological process (GO): regulation of monoatomic ion transmembrane transport; potassium ion import across plasma membrane
Cellular component (GO): plasma membrane
Molecular function (GO): inward rectifier potassium channel activity
Source: RefSeq, a predicted model, not a curated record